Molecule: messenger RNA, 4564 nt
Organism: Cavia porcellus (domestic guinea pig)
Lineage: Eukaryota; Metazoa; Chordata; Mammalia; Rodentia; Caviidae
Gene: Spon1
Product: spondin 1
Exons: 16
Coding region: 729-3140 (803 amino acids)
Biological process (GO): cell adhesion
Cellular component (GO): extracellular matrix
Source: RefSeq, a predicted model, not a curated record
AGGUGCCCCCCUCCCGCGCCUUCUGCUUUAUAUAAAACAUUUUCCUAGAUCUCCAAAGUCCUGCUGCCCUGGAUCCCCGGAUAACUGCUUUGGCUCCUGUUGCAUCCUGCAGUGGGACCUGUCCCAGUACGGCCACGGGAAGAGCCAUGUCACCCUGCCUGCCUCUGCCUGGGCAUGCACGCAACGAGCGAGAGUUGGGAACCGCUUCUGCACGCGGUCAGCUUGGAGACGGUGCGCAGAGCCCGCGCACAGAGUAGGUGCAGCAAAAGUUAGUCCGAGGGCUUUCCCUCCUCGAGCACCGAGCUCCAGAUCGCAUUGCGGGUAAGCGAGGAUUGGGACAGCAGCUUCCUUGGUGGUGCCACAGAGCCCGCAGUGUCCCCCCUUAUCCUGCGAUUUCCCCACCAGACCCUGGGAAUCCAGCGUCGCAAAAUAAACACCGCCGCGCCGCUAAUCGCCAGCUCGGAAACAAAACAGCGCUGCGCUGGGGAUCUGUGCAAACCCAGCCCUCCCUCCUCCCGCGCCUUCGCCGCCGCCCUCCCCUCGGCGCGCUGCUCGCCUCGGCUCAGCGCAGCGCAGCUCGGCAGCGGCCAAACCGAGGCGGCACCGGCUCCGAGCUCCCUCGCUCUCCGCUUGGGCUCCUUCUGGUCUCGCCUCUGCCGGGACCGCUUCGGCCAGGAGUCGCUGGGCGAGAGCCGGCGACAGCAUCUCAAAGUUGGGGGCCCGCGAGGAUGAGGUUGUCUCCGGCGCCCUGGAGUCUGGCGCUGCUGGCCCUGGCGCUGCCCCUCUCCGUGGCGCUGGCCUUCUCCGACGAGACCCUGGACAAAGUAGCCAAGUCGGAGGGCUACUGCAGCCGCAUCUUGCGCGCUCAAGGCACACGGCGCGAGGGCUACACCGAGUUCAGCCUCCGCGUGGAGGGCGACCCCGAGUUCUACAAGCCGGGAAGCAGCUACCGCGUGACGCUUUCCGCUGCCCCGCCCUCCUACUUCAGAGGCUUCACGUUAAUUGCUCUCAAGGAGAACAGAGAGGGUGAUAAGGAAGAGGACCAUGCCGGUACCUUCCAGAUCAUAGAUGAAGAAGAAACCCAAUUUAUGAGUAACUGUCCCGUGGCAGUCACAGAGAGCACCCCCCGGAGGAGGACACGGAUCCAGGUGUUUUGGAUAGCGCCGCCAGCAGGAACCGGCUGUGUGAUCCUAAAAGCCAGCAUCGUACAGAAACGCAUUAUUUAUUUUCAAGAUGAGGGCUCUCUGACCAAGAAACUUUGUGAACAAGACCCCACAUUUGACGGCGUGACUGACAAACCAAUCUUAGACUGCUGCGCCUGUGGAACUGCCAAGUACAGACUCACGUUUUAUGGGAACUGGUCAGAGAAGACACAUCCGAAGGAUUAUCCUCGUCGAGCCAAUCACUGGUCUGCGAUCAUUGGUGGAUCCCACUCCAAAAAUUACGUGUUGUGGGAGUAUGGAGGAUAUGCCAGUGAAGGUGUCAAACAGGUUGCAGAAUUGGGCUCGCCAGUGAAAAUGGAGGAAGAAAUCCGACAACAGAGUGAUGAGGUCCUCACCGUCAUCAAAGCCAAAGCCCAGUGGCCAGCUUGGCAGCCUCUCAAUGUGAGAGCAGCACCCUCAGCUGAAUUUUCAGUGGACAGGACACGCCACUUAAUGUCCUUCCUCACCAUGAUGGGCCCAAGUCCGGACUGGAACGUGGGCUUAUCGGCAGAGGAUCUGUGCACCAAGGAAUGCGGCUGGGUCCAGAAAGUGGUACAAGACCUGAUUCCCUGGGAUGCUGGCACCGACAGCGGGGUAACUUAUGAGUCACCAAACAAACCCACAAUUCCCCAGGAGAAAAUCCGGCCCCUGACCAGCCUGGACCAUCCCCAGAGUCCUUUCUAUGAUCCAGAGGGCGGGUCCAUCACUCAAGUAGCCAGAGUUGUCAUCGAAAGAAUCGCCCGGAAGGGGGAACAAUGCAAUAUUGUGCCUGACAAUGUUGAUGAUAUUGUAGCAGACCUGGCUCCAGAAGAGAAAGAUGAAGAUGACACACCUGAAACCUGCAUCUACUCCAACUGGUCCCCGUGGUCAGCCUGCAGCUCCUCCACUUGUGACAAAGGCAAGAGGAUGCGGCAGCGCAUGCUGAAGGCGCAGCUGGACCUCAGUGUCCCCUGCCCAGACACCCAGGACUUCCAGCCCUGCAUGGACCCGGGCUGCAGUGACGAAGACGGCUCCACCUGCACCAUGUCCGAGUGGAUCAUCUGGUCGCCCUGCAGCAUCUCCUGUGGCAUGGGCAUGCGUUCCCGGGAGAGGUAUGUGAAGCAGUUCCCAGAGGACGGGUCCGUGUGCACGCUGCCCACCGAGGAGACGGAGAAGUGCACAGUCAACGAGGAAUGCUCUCCCAGCAGCUGCCUGAUGACCGAGUGGGGCGAAUGGGAUGAAUGCAGUGCCACCUGUGGAAUGGGCAUGAAGAAGCGGCACCGUAUGAUCAAGAUGAGCCCGGCGGAUGGCUCCAUGUGCAAGGCUGAGACCUCGCAGGUGGAGAAGUGCAUGAUGCCCGAAUGCCACACCAUCCCGUGCUUGCUGUCUCCAUGGUCCGAGUGGAGCGACUGCAGUGUGACCUGCGGGAAAGGCAUGCGGACACGCCAGCGGAUGCUCAAGUCCCUGGCGGAACUCGGGGACUGUAACGAGGAGCUGGAGCAGGCGGAGAAGUGCAUGCUGCCCGAGUGCCCCAUCGACUGUGAACUCAGCGAGUGGUCCCAGUGGUCAGAAUGUAACAAGUCAUGUGGGAAAGGCCACAUGAUUCGAACCCGGGUGAUUCACAUGGAACCUCAGUUUGGAGGCGCACCGUGCCCAGAGACCGUGCAGCGGAAAAAGUGCCGCAUCCGGAAAUGCCUUCGAAAUCCAUCCGUCCAGAAGCUGCGCUGGAGGGAGGCCCGAGAGAGCCGGAGGAGCGAGCAGCUGCGGGAAGAAUCCGAUGGGGAGCAGUUUCCAGGCUGUAAGAUGCGCCCAUGGACCACCUGGUCAGAAUGCACCAAACUGUGUGGAGGCGGGAUUCAGGAACGCUAUAUGACUGUAAAGAAGAGGUUCAAAAGCUCCCAGUUUACCAGCUGCAAAGACAAGAAGGAGAUCAGAGCAUGCAACGUUCACUCUUGUUAGCAGGGCUACAAGUUCCCCAGGGCUUCACUCCAGAUUCCAGUCAUCAGUGGUUGGGUGCUUUGCUCCUUUAAGACAAUUUAAAAUUGUAUCCAUUAGUUUGUUUUUGCAGUGCGGUUUGCCAAUAGUCUUGUGGAUGCCAGGGACAUCCUUUGAGUAUUUCUUGGUGGGUACAGACCACGUGGGGCUCCCUCCCCCUCAGCCAGCCCUCUUCCAGCACAGGAGUAGUGACAGUCACCUUGUACUAAACUGAAGCGUGUCCCUCUGGGGAAUCCACAUGGAGGGCAACCACAUCUGGAAAGGACUGUAUCUCAGACCCGGGGCACACCAGGUAGGAAAUGCACCCACCAGAUAAAGAGGCCACAUUUCCCUUUCUCACCUUUGGCCAGGUCACUCUUGCAAAAAAUCUGUCUGCCCAUCUCUGUUCACUUGAUAGAACUUGAGGUUGCUUGUUUUAUCUCCUGCCUGGGUCAUCAUGACAUUCCAGGGGAAUUGAGCGAGAAAAACACCGAUACUGGGUGGCUUUUAUCCUUAACACUGAAAAAUUCUGGACGCAUUUCAUCUAAUUUUGGUUCCUGGUACCCCAAAGAAAGAAAAAUGGUGGUUGCUUCAUUUAAUGUAAUCAGUUCUUACGCCAGAGAUAAAGGGUACAAAAUGUAGAAGGUAGUUUUUCUUUGCCAUUGUUUUCUGGUGCCGUAAUUCUAGAAACAUAGUUUUAUGAACCUAUCUUCCUUAUUGGAACCAAGGCCAACACAGCAAAAUUGGCCUACCAGUUACAAACCUGAGUUUGUAAUCAUCCUAUUACACGCCCAGCCUUUUAAGCUUCCAAAUCAGUUUCUAAUGAGAAGCUACAAGUCUGGCCAAAAAUCAUUCCUUAAAAAAAAAAUCUAAAAAAAAAAAAAAAAAAAAAACUAUCUCUGUACUUACAAGUUAUUUUUAGUCCUAUUUUAUAUCUAGAGAAAAAGUACUUGAGACAUAAAGACAAAAUCUAGGAGAAAAGAAUACUGUGGAAUCCAGCUGAGUAAGGAGUCACACCUAUGUCAGGCUCCCACACCAGGGCUACGGGCCUCGGACACUGCAGUCAAGGUCCUGGUCUCCUCCCUGUCCACAUCACUGUGGGUAGCCCAUUCCAGGAGCCUGACUACCAAGUUAGUGUCAUAUGCUCAGUUGAGCCCAUCAGGAGUUUCUGUCAAAACACCAUGCGCUAAUGGUUAAAACUUACUGUUUCUUUUUCAGGCCUUUUUAUUACUGCUUGAUCCAAAUAUGUAUCGUGAGCAAGAUGCAUACAAUGCUCUGAAUAUACUUUUAAGAAUCUGCAUUAAACUGAUCAGGAUAUUUUCAAACUACAACACAUCUAUGCUAUAGCCCUGAAUAUGUAUUUUCUUGAACACAAGAAACACUGUUCAAUAAAAAAGAAUUUCAUUGGG